This is a messenger RNA of Prunus dulcis (almond), 1828 nucleotides long. Its product is annotated as probable acyl-activating enzyme 1, peroxisomal. The transcript is spliced from 2 exons. The coding region runs from base 41 to 1678 and encodes 545 amino acids. The record is from RefSeq and is a predicted model, not a curated record. NCBI's taxonomy places the organism in Eukaryota, Viridiplantae, Streptophyta, Magnoliopsida, Rosales, Rosaceae.
AUUACGCGGAAGACCCUAUAAGCUAUAGACGUAACAAACCAUGAGUAAGGGUUGUCUUGUUCAGUGCUUAGCAAACUACAUGCCCUUGUCACCUAUAAGCUUCUUAGAGCGAGCAGCUGUCGUCCAUGGCGACAAGGUUUCGAUCGUCUACGGUGGCCAGAGAUUUUCAUGGAAGGAGACGCAUCAAAGAUGUUUCAAGGUCGCUUCAGCUUUUGUCCGCCUAGGGAUAUCUCGCCAUGACGUUGUUGCAGCUUUUGCACCAAAUAUUCCAGCACUCUAUGAGCUUCAUUUCAGCGUUCCAAUGGCAGGGGCAAUUCUUUGUGCCCUUAAUAUUAGGCUGGACUCUCCCACAUUAUCAUUGAUAUUACAACAGUUGGAGGCCAAAGCCAUUCUUGUAGAUCAUCAGUACAUUGAAGUUGUCCUGCAAGCACUGGACAUAUUGUCCCAAACAAAGUCCAAUCCACCUCUGCUCAUUCUUAUCCCAGAGUUUGACCAAUCAUCAUCAUCAUCUUCUCCCAUUGAUCUUGACCUUCCACCAGGUACCCUGAAUUACAAUGACCUGCUGCAGGCAAAAGCAGAGCCCAACUUUCAGAUUCUAAAACCCAACAAUGAAUGUGACCCAAUUUCAGUGAGUUACACUUCUGGCUCAACUGGAAAUCCCAAGGGAGUUUUAUACAGCCACAGAGCUGUGUAUCUUAAUUCAUUGGCAGCCAUUUUUCAAAGUGACAUGAGAAAAAUGCCAGUGUUCUUAUGGACAGUUGAAAUGUUUCGGUGCAACGGUUGGUGCUUCCCUUGGGCUGUUGCUGCUCUUGGAGGCACCAACAUCUGCCUCAGAAAUGUCUCAGCCAAACUCAUUUUUGAAGCAAUUCAUCUCCACAAGGUAACACACUUGUGUGGUGCACCUUCUAUUUUGAACAUCCUAGCAGAUGCCUCAGAAAAUGACCAAGCCAGGGAAAUAAAAUCAAGGGUGGAGAUUAUUGUUGCCGGUGCAUUGCCAGCACCUCAGAUUUUGACCAAGGUUGCAGAGCUGGGAUUCAAUGUGAGCCAUGGAUAUGGCAUGACAGAGGCUCUUGGGCCAGCAAUUGUCACACCAUGCAAGCCUGGUCAAAAGCAAUCUCAGUACAAUCUGAUGAUGGAAGGGGUUGACGUGAAGGAUCCAAACACCAUGGAAAGUGUGGAAUUUGAUGGGAAAACAAUGGGGGAGAUUAUGUUCAGAGGCAACACUUUGAUGCUGGAUUAUCUAGAGAAUUCAAAACCAGUUCAUGAGGUUUUCAAGGGUGGAUGGUAUAGGACUGGUGACCUGGCAGUUAGGCAUCCAGAUGGGUACAUUCAGAUGAAAGACAGGGCAAGGGAUAUUAUCAUUUGUGGUGGUGAGGUUAUUAGCACGCUUGAGGUGGAGGCAGUUUUGCUGACUCAUCCACAAGUUUUGCAGGCUGCUGUUGUGGGGAGAUAUGAUGAGGUUUUGGGGGAGACUCCUUGUGCUUUUGUGAAGUUGAAGGAGGGGUUUGGUGGUGGUGGUGAAGCAAGUUCUAGAGAGGUUAUAGAGUUUUGUGAGGGGAAAUUGCCUGGUUUUAUGGUUCCAAAAGUUGUGAUAUUUGGGGAUUUGCCUAGCCCAACCGGGAAGAUACAAAAAUUUGUUCUGAGGGAGAAGGCCAAUCUUGUGGGAGACCAGGAAUAAAUCUCUGAUUAUGGCCAUUGGAUUUGACAAUUGGCAAACAGGUUUGUUGGUUUUCAUGAAAACUUUCAGUAUUUGGGUAGUGGUGUGGAUGAUUAAUUACUUAUUAUUUUUUGGGUAUACUAUAAUAAGGUUACAAUAGCGUUUUUCUUU